Molecule: messenger RNA, 1927 nt
Organism: Punica granatum (pomegranate)
Lineage: Eukaryota; Viridiplantae; Streptophyta; Magnoliopsida; Myrtales; Lythraceae
Source: RefSeq, a predicted model, not a curated record
UCCAUGUCAUCUCUUCUUGCCAUGUCAAUGGAACUCACGGCUUCAUUCUCCCUCCCCCUUUCCCUCCUUCUCCCUCUCUUCUUUCUCCUCCUUGCCAUAUUCCAACAACGUUUCCCCCUGUCGUCUUUGAAAAGUGCGGUUUACGUUGCGCUGGUCGAGGACAGGAAGAGGUGGGUCCAGAGGACUUCAGACCUCAUCGGGCUCUCUCCCACAGCCACGUACGCCACCCACAGUCUGUUCGGCAAGCGCCGGAUACUUACUGGCAAUCCAGCCAAUGUGCAGCACAUCCUUAAGACCCGAUUUACUACUUACGAGAAGGGCUACUUGUUCCGAGGCGUCUUUGGGGAGAUUCUUGGAGACGGGAUCUUCAACAUUGAUGGCGACUCCUGGAAAUUCCAGAGACAGGUGUCGAGCCACGAAUUUAACACGAAAUCUCUCCGGAAAUUUGUCGAGACAGUCGUCGACAUGGAGCUGAAUGAUCGGCUCAUCCCUCUCCUGUCUGAGGCUGCCAGAAAGGGGACCGUACUUGACAUGCAAGACAUUCUCCAGAGAUUCGCUUUCGACAAUAUAUGCAAGAUAGCCUUCGGUCAUGACCCCGCCUGUCUUUUGCCAUCCCUUCCUGAGGAAAAAUUCACUCAAGCUUUCGACGAGGCUGUCCAAUUGAGCAGCCAGAGGUUCUCCAUGCCAUUUCCAAUGUUAUGGAAAAUCAAGGGCUUGCUUAAUAUUGGAUCAGAAAAACGGCUGAAAAUCGCAGUAGCUGAAAUCCGUGAGUUUGCUCGGAAAAUAAUCAAACAGAAGAAGAGGGAGCAGCUAAGCGGGAGCUCAUCCCUUGAGACGCAAGAUCUCUUGUCCCGUUUCUAAAGCUCUAGUCACUCUGAUGAAGAAUUUGUCAUCGACAUUGUCAUUAGCUUCAUAAUCGCUGGCCGGGACACAACAUCAGCAGCUCUGACAUGGUACUUUUGGCUAUUAUCACGUAACCCGCACGUGGAAAAUCAAGUGCUCAGAGAAAUAAGGGAAAAGUCCGAGACGCCAAUCUAUGAGGAUGUGAAGGACUUGGUGUAUACCCAUGCCUCACUUUGUGAGAGCAUGCGGUUUUAUCCACCGGUCCCGCUCGAUACUAAGGAAGCAACAAGCGAUGACAUCCUACCCGAUGGAACAGUCAUAAAAAAGGGCACAAGAGUCACAUACCACCCGUAUGCAAUGGGAAGAUCGGAAAAGAUAUGGGGACCCGACUGGGCUGAGUUCAAGCCCGAGAGGUGGCUUGAGAAGGUGGAUGAGGCUGAUAGAAAAUGGAGUUUCGUAGGGAGGGAUUCCUUCACAUACCCAGUGUUUCAGGCCGGGCCAAGGAUCUGCCUUGGCAGGGAGACGGCGUUUCUCCAAAUGAAACGGGUGGUUUCUGGGGUUCUCCGGCGGUUCCGAAUUGUCCCAGUGGCAGAGGAGGGGACCGAACCAGUUUUCCUCGCGUACUUGACCUCAAAAAUGGAAGGCGGGUUUCCAGUUAGGAUUGAGGAUAGGGAAGACUGAGGGAUUAUGGUCAAUUUUGGCUUGACCUUUUCUUAUGGCGUAUAUGAACUUAUAGUUGGCUCUUUCGUUUCUUUCAAGUAAUAAGCUUUAUGUUGUCGUGUUAAUUUCUUUAGUUGACAAUCAAUCAUUCUUCGAACUUGUGUAUGAACGGAAACUUUAACAAUUAAGACAGUUAUGUGAGUAAGCUAGCUAAGAUCCUCAGGCUAAACUUCGUAUAUUCCUCAAAUUAAAUCGAAGAUGAAUUCAUCAACAGUCGACAAGAAAACCGUAAAACCAACACCUUUGCUCUCACCUCAUGGCAAUCCUCAUUCUCUCAGCCUAAAAGACUUGCACAUGCUCAAGAAUUAGAUUUUCACCCUCUGCUCACUGAAGGGAGCUUAAAGAAGCAAAAUCUCACCUGAUG